Anarrhichthys ocellatus (wolf-eel) is the source of this 3996-nucleotide messenger RNA. RefSeq names its product zinc finger, FYVE domain containing 9a (gene zfyve9a). The annotation marks the transcript as partial. The record is from RefSeq and is a predicted model, not a curated record. Gene Ontology annotation, biological process: endosomal transport; liver development. Gene Ontology annotation, cellular component: early endosome membrane. The transcript has 14 exons. Lineage: Eukaryota; Metazoa; Chordata; Actinopteri; Perciformes; Anarhichadidae.
CAGUGUUUUCUGUCUCUGUCAGCUCAAUCGUGGGAGACGCCGGCCACUGGAAGCAACCAAAGUCCGAACCCAAACAACCCAGCGGAGUACUGCUCCACCAUCCCCCCCUUGCAGCAGGCCCAGGCCUCUGGGGUGCUCAGCUCCCCUCCUCCCACCGUCAUGGUGCCUGUGGGAGUCCUGAAACAGGCUGGCAACGAGGGGACCCUGACACGGGAGCAGAGGAGGGUGUGGUUUGCUGAUGGGGUGCUACCUAACGGAGACACAGCAGAGUCCCCCAAACUCCCAACCUCCAGCUCAGCCCCCUCACAGUCGCUGGCUAUCUCCACGUAUUCAAACAAAUCCUCCACUUCUGAAUCCUCAGAGGCAGCCCACACCCCUGUUGCCCUGGUGGGCAGCCCCGUGGGCAGCUCCGUCAGUCUGAUCCCGGAGGACGGGCUCCCUCCCAUCCUCAUCUCCACCGGCGUCAAAGGAGACUAUGCAGUGGAGGAGAGGCCGUCGGAGAUCGUCCUCAUGCAGCAGCUGGAGGAGGGAAGUCCGGACCCCCUGGUCUUCGUGCUCAACGCUAACCUGCUCGCCAUGGUCAAGCUAGUCAACUAUGUAAACAGGAAGUGUUGGUACGUGACGACGAAGGGCAUGCAUGCCGUCGGACAGGCAGAGGUGGUCAUUCUGCUCCAGUGUCUGCCUGACGAGAAGACCAUCCCGAAAGACGUCUUCACCCACUUUGUUCAACUCUACCAGGAGGCCCUCAGCGGCAACGUUCUGAGCCACCUGAGUCACUCAUUCUUCACGCAGAGCUUCCUGGGCAGUAAGGAGCACGGCGGUUUCCUCUACAUCAGCCCCUCCUUCCAGUCGCUGCAGGACCUGCUGCUGCCCAACCCACCGUACCUCUUCGGCAUCCUGAUGCAGAAGUGGGAGACGCCCUGGGCCAAGGUCUUCCCCAUCCGCCUCAUGCUGCGGCUGGGCGCAGAGUACCGAUUUUAUCCGUGUCCUCUGUUCAGUGUUCGCUUCAGAAAACCCCUCUUUGGAGAGACCGGUCACACCAUCAUGAAUCUGCUCGCAGAUUUCCGUAACUACCAGUACACGCUACCGGUGGUGAAAGGUCUGGUUGUGGACAUGGAGGUGAAGAAGACGAGCAUUAAGGUCCCCAGUAAUCGUUACAAUGAGAUGAUGAAGGCGAUGAACAAGUCCAACGAACACGUGCUGGCCAUGGGGGCGUGUUUCAACGACCGGGCCGACUCCCACUUGGUGUGUGUCCAGAACGACGACGGGAACUACCAGACGCAGGCCAUCAGCAUCCAUCACCAGCCUCGCAAAGUCACUGGAGCCUGCUUCUUUGUAUUCAGUGGUGCUUUGAAAGCGUCGUCGGGCUUCUUGGCCAAAACCAGCAUUGUGGAAGACGGUGUGAUGAUCCAGAUCACGGCGGAGACCAUGGACUCUCUACGGCAAGCCCUGAGGGACAUGAAGGACUUCAGCAUCACAUGCGGUAAAGCUGACCAGGAGGAGAACCAGGAGCUCGUCCACAUCCAGUGGACGGAGGACGACCACGACUUCAACAAGGGCGUCAUUAGUCCCAUUGAUGGGAAGUCUAUGGAGUCAAUCAUCAGCGUCAAGAUCUUCCACGGCUCGGAGUUCAAAGCCAACGGCAAAGUCAUCCGCUGGACAGAGGUGUUCUUCCUCCAGAGUGAAGAUCAACCCAACGUCCUGAGCGACCCGGCCGACCACAGCCGGCUGACGGAGAACGUGGCGAGAGCUUUCUGCAUGGCGCUGUGUCCGCACCUCAAGCUGCUGAAGGAGGACGGCAUGGCCAAACUGGGACUGAGGGUCACACUGGACUCUGACCAGGUGGGUUACCUGGCAGGAAGCAACGGCCAGCCUCUCCUGCCGCAGUACCUGAGCGACCUGGACAGCGCUCUGAUCCCCGUCAUCCACAGCGGGGCGUGUCGGCUGAGCGAGGGCCCGGUGGUCAUAGAGCUGGUCUUCUACAUCCUGGAGAUCAUCUCCUAGGAGUCCUUCGGAGCUUCACACCUCCAAGAACACCGUUUACUUUAUGACGUCGUCUCCCUUCAACAGUUUGCACUUCAAGCCUGGAAAAAAACAAAAACGUUGGCAUGCCAGGCGGGGAGGGGGGUCGGGGGGUGUAGCGUUCCUCAAGUCAAACCUAUGCAUCCAACCGCCAUCUGCUCUGCUCCAGGGGCCGCCUGACGGAGCUCCGAGCAGGACCAUCUGUGUGUCCUGUGUACCUGAACCUCGCCUGACAGGUACUUCUGGUGUUCACUUGAGGUGCUCCGAGCAGGAAUUGAACACCAGUGACAUCACACUGUUCAACCCCAGUGUGGCGUUGCAGUGCCUAUAAAAAGAAACAACCCCCUGGAAUGUAUUUCAUGUUUUACUGUCUGUGCAUCAUUGAGUCAAAGUAGAUUAGAUGUGGAAAGAGCGUCUCUACAAAGUCUAAGGAAUUAGGAAUAUAAAUCACACAUCUAAAUAAUUUCACACCGCGGUAACCUCUUGAAAAAAAGUGAGGAGAUUGUCAGCACAUAGAUUUUAUUCAACUGAAAGUUUUUUUGUAUUAUUACACUCAUGCUGAAUUGUUCCUGUAAAUUGUCCUUCUGACUGAACUUAGUGGUUUCACUUGGUUUCCUGAUCAGCUGUUUUUGGUUUUUUUAGUUUGAAAAAUGCAGGGAAAAGGAGAACAGUAAAAUGGUCGAGAACUAAACGACUUCGUACAACAGAGGGAACCGUCAACGGCGGAGGCGAAUAGUUAAGCGAUCAAGUGAUCGGUGUCAAAAAAAAAAAGCCACUUCUGCUUUGAUUCAAUGUAGUAAAACGAUAAAACUUCCAGGGAGAAUGAAUAGUUUUCAUAGGUGUUGUAUGUAGCUCACCCGUUACUCCAAUGUAACUGUGGCAGUCGGGGGGGGUCCUGGAGCUCUCUGACCUCUGUGUAGCACAGAUGCUCUUAAACAAGAGGGACUCAUAUUCACCGCUGAGAAGUCUGGACCGUUUCUCUAAAGUGACGUUAAAAGGGAAAUCGUCCAAUCAGAUGGGGAGAUGGACUGUGGUGAUGUAGUUUUUUGGGGGGUUUUUUGCACCAUGGUGCUCAGUGCCUGCAGCAGCGAUUCAUCAAGCGGAACAAAAAAGAACAUUUAGCUUUACUCAUCAAUCACCAGAUGCUUUAGUUGAUGGAUGAAUCCAUCAACCUGCUGUACAUAUUUUUGUAGGCGUAGUAACUCCUCCUCCAUGCUAACUCUGUGUCUGUAGCCUCCAUAGACCCCACAUAUAAAGACAUUACUGAAGCGACCGUCAUGAAAUAUUACAAAAAGCCUUUUUGCCAUCUUAUCAAUCGACUCAUGUUGAAAAAGCCACAUCAGUUAUAUUAAAGAGGAUAACUGUAGAAGAUGUAAAGAUAUAUAAAUAGAUGUAUAAGAACUGUAUUCAAUUGCAGAAGCAGUGCACUGGAUUCUAAGCCAUCAACAGGAGAGUGAGAGAGAGUUUCGGGGUUGCCGCUGUGUCCUGGAAGACUCAUGUUUUGUUUGUUUUUUUGUUUUUUUUUUCCCAACGGCAGAAAAGUUCAGUGUUUGUAAAGAUCCGGGGUUCCUGCAGAAACGAGAGUUUGAUCGACCUGAAGCUGAAUGUAUUUCAUCUCAUAUUUCCUGCAACUUUAUCGUCCCUCCAAAGCCCUGAAAUCAUGAACAUCCUGCUCCAGACUGCUCAGAGGAACCCUGUAGAUCAGAACUGUUUUAGUGCAUCUGUCUCCUUCAGCAACAUGGACCUGGAAAUGAUAAGAAUGUAUUACUCCUGUUUCUGUUCAAAUCUGUAAAAGUGUGUUUUUGUUUCUGGCUAGACUAAUCACCAAAAACCACCCUGUCAUGUCAAAAAUACUCUGUACAGUAAUCAUUCUCCAUCUUUAAUCAUGCUAAUGUAAAACCAGAAGGGGCUGCACACAAAGAGUGUGCUGUUACUACAGCGCGUGAAAAUCAAUCUCGUCAUCACAACUGUAAA